AUGAACGAGCAAGAAGAAGACCUUGAACUUGCUCCUAUUGACCCCGAAAUUGAACGCACUUUCAGACAAAGGAGGAAGGAACAAAAGGCUAAAAAACACUGCAAUAUGGCCGAUGGGUUUGAAAUUGGAGGUGCUCAUAAUGAAGCCAAUCCUAUUGCUUUGGCCGAUGAUAGAGCCCGAGCAAUAAGAGAGUAUGCAGCCCCUAUGUUCAAUGAGCUAAAUCCGGGUAUUGUGAGACCCGAAAUCCAAGCACCUCACUUUGAGCUCAAGCCUGUGAUGUUUCAAAUGCUCCAAACGUUACAAGGAGUAAGUGAAGAGGCUUUAAGAUUGAAGUUGUUUCCAUUUUCCUUGAGGGAUCGGGCUAGAGCAUGGCUUAACACUCUUCCUCCCGAUUCGGUGACUAAUUGGAAUGACUUGGCUGAAAAAUUCUUGAGAAAGUACUUUCCUCCAACAAGAAAUGCAAAGUUUCGAAGCGAGAUCAUGUCCUUUCAACAAUUGGAAGAUGAGACUACUAGUGAUGCAUGGGAAAGAUUCAAGGAGUUGUUGAGGAAGUGCCCACACCAUGGUAUUCCCCAUUGUAUCCAACUUGAGACAUUUUACAAUGGUCUCAAUGCGGCUUCUAGGAUGGUGUUGGACGCUUCGGCUAAUGGAGCCAUUCUUUCCAAGUCUUACAAUGAAGCUUUUGAGAUUUUGGAAAGGAUAGCUAGCAACAACUAUCAAUGGUCAACUAAUAGAGCUCCGACAAGUCGAAAAGUAGCGGGUGUCCUUGAAGUAGAUGCUUUGACCGCUCUAACCGCUCAAAUGGCCUCAAUGACCAACAUUUUGAAGAAUAUGAAUAUGGGAGGAAGUGUACAACCAGCCGCUGCCAUUCAAAGGGCAGAAAUCUCUUGUGUGUAUUGUGGUGAUGGGCAUACUUUUGAAAAUUGCCCCUCAAAUCCAGCUUCGGUGUGUUAUGUGGGUAAUCAAAACUUCAACUUCAACAACAAUCCAUACUCAAAUUCCUACAAUCCGGCAUGGAAGCAUCAUCCAAACUUUUCAUGGGGAGGUCAAGGGGCAAGUUCAAGUGGAGCACAAGGACAAGGAAAGCAAUCAUUCCCACCGGGUUUUUCUCAACAACCAAGACCUCAACAACCUCACCAACCUCAAGGCUCUCAAACUAGUUCUUUGGAGAGCUUAAUGAGAGAUUAUAUGGCCAAGAAUGACGCUGUAAUUCAAAGCCAAGCAGCAUCUCUUCGGAAUCUUGAAGUUCAAUUGGGGCAAUUGGCCAAUGAUUUGAAGAAUAGACCACAAGGCACUUUGCCUAGUGACACCGAAAACCCAAGAAGAGAUUGCAAAGAACAUUGCAAAGCGAAAAAACCAGCAACUUCAGCUGCUGAAAUUCCCCCAGUAGUUACAGCAUCCAGUCAGCAUUCUACUGCAGAAAAGUCUUUGCAAAAGCCACCGCUACCAUUUCCUCAACGGUUCAAGAAGCAACAAGACGAUGGUCAAUUCCGGAGAUUUCUUGAUGUUCUAAAGCAGCUCCACAUCAAUAUACCUUUAGUGGAAGUUUUGGAGCAAAUGCCAACUUAUGUGAAGUUUUUGAAGGAUAUUUUGACAAAGAAAAGGAGGCUUGGCGAGGGGUCGAGAUGUUGGAAGAGCUCUUUGUGA
Cannabis sativa is the source of this 1647-nucleotide messenger RNA. RefSeq lists its product as uncharacterized. The transcript is spliced from 4 exons. The record is from RefSeq and is a predicted model, not a curated record. The coding region runs from base 1 to 1647 and encodes 548 amino acids. Lineage: Eukaryota; Viridiplantae; Streptophyta; Magnoliopsida; Rosales; Cannabaceae.